Racocetra fulgida is the source of this 207-nucleotide messenger RNA. The record is from the annotation of a GenBank genome assembly. Lineage: Eukaryota; Fungi; Glomeromycota; Glomeromycetes; Diversisporales; Gigasporaceae.
AUGAAUACUAGCACUACUAAUAUAAUUGAAUCUGGAUGUGCAUUUAAAACUUUUUCUGAAGCUCGAGCAGCAAUUGAAAAAUAUGCGGCGCAAACAAAUACUUAUAAUGGAACGAAUGAAGAAUAUACGACUAAGCCUAAAGAAUUUGUAAUAACUAAGGCUUAUUUGGAACAUAAUUAUGAUGUUUGUAUAGAUGUCACAAAAUAG